Messenger RNA from Seriola dumerili (greater amberjack), 2235 nucleotides. RefSeq names its product magnesium transporter protein 1-like. Lineage: Eukaryota; Metazoa; Chordata; Actinopteri; Carangiformes; Carangidae. Gene Ontology annotation, cellular component: oligosaccharyltransferase complex. The record is from RefSeq and is a predicted model, not a curated record. Bases 35 to 1021 code for a protein of 328 amino acids. The transcript has 10 exons.
AGGCGGUGUAGUGAGUGGUCGGAGCUGUUGCAGAAUGUUUGGAAAACUUUUCAUUUCGCUGUUUGUCCUCUUGGCUUUCAACCAUGACCUCACCGACGCCCAGAAGAAGAAGGAGACUCUACUGUCAGAGAAGGUGACUCAGAUGAUGGAGUGGGCCUCCAAACGUUCAGUCAUCAGGAUGAACGGAGAUAAGUUUCGUCGCUUCGUCAAGGCUCCUCCCAGAAACUACUCAGUGGUCAUCAUGUUCACAGCGCUGCAGCCACAGAGACAGUGUGGAGUCUGCAGACAAGCAGAUGAAGAGUUUCAGGUGCUGGCUAACUCCUGGCGUUAUUCCUCUGCCUUCACCAACAAAGUCUUCUUUGCAUCUGUUGAUUUUGAUGAAGGCUCAGACGUCUUUCAGAUGCUGAAUAUGAACUCUGCUCCAACAUUCCUCCACUUCCCGUCCAAAGGGAAACCUCGCAGGUCUGAUACCUACGAGCUGCAGGUCAGAGGCUUCGCAGCCGAGCAGCUGGCCAGAUGGGUGGCAGACAGGACCGAUGUGCAGAUCCGAGUCAUCCGUCCUCCCAACUAUGCCGGGCCUCUGCUGCUGGGCUUCCUCCUGGCUGUGAUUGGAGGACUGGCGUAUCUACGAAGACACAAUCUGGAGUUUCUCUUCAACAAGAACGUCUGGGCCUUCUCUGCACUGUGCUUUGUCCUGAUCAUGACUUCAGGCCAGAUGUGGAACCACAUCAGAGGACCACCGUAUGCACACAAGAACCCCAGCACUGGACAAGUUAGUUACAUCCACGGCAGCAGUCAGGCUCAGUUUGUGGCUGAGACUCACAUCGUCCUGCUCUUCAAUGCUGCGGUUACCACGGGGAUCGUGCUGCUGUGUGAGGCUGCCACCUCUGACAUAGACAUUGGAAAGAGGAAGAUCAUGUGUGUAGCAGGUAUUGGUCUGGUGAUGCUGUUCUUCAGCUGUCUGCUGUCCAUUUUCAGAGCUAAGUACCAUGGGUAUCCAUACAGCUUCCUGAUAAGUUAGAGCUGACCAUGUCAACAUGAAGUCCUGUCAACAAACAGGGUGGUGUCCAUGGCGAUGAUGCCACAUGACGUUUGCUACGCCAUGAUUUGUCUUCUGAUCUGCGAGUCGAGAGUGUGUAUCAACACACACAUAAACACACACUGUGCCUUUACAACAGCAGGACCCUCAUCACCAGUGUGCAUCCUGAACUGCCUCGUGCCAAAAUCUGUUUUGUACGUUAGAAUCUGACUAAAUCUGAAUUUCUUUAAUCAGUUGAUUGGUAAUAAUCAGGGUCUAAAUCCAGUGAGUAUUUUAACUGUUAGGACCAUAGUGAGGUUCUGGCCUCAGUGGUGUGGUGUGGUGUGGUGUGGUGUGGUGUGUUGUGUGUGUGUGUGUGUGUGUGUGUGUGUUUGUUUGUUUGGGGGGGGCACACAGAGGACGAGAUGCAUGUACAUACACUUGUUGGAUUAUUUACUAAAAGCGCCACGUGUGUUUGUGUGCACAUCCUGCGACUGCAGUUGCACACACAAAUAUGCAUGUGCACGUGUGACUCUCAUCAAAAUACAUGCACUAAAGUGUUUCUUAAAGAGUCAAAUCCUUUUUGUUGAACCAUUGUUGACUUAAGUGCAUCUCAUCCUCCUUUUCUGUUCUCACCCCGUGUGUGUGUGUGUGUGUGUGUGUGUGUGUGUGUGUGUGUGUGUGUGUGCUGCUCUUUGAGCUGUGGUCCUUACACUGCUGAGCCACUGGACAGUCUGAUCACAUGUCUGAUUAAUAAUAAGAUUCAUGGUCUAGUGAUUAUACUUUAUAAGAUUAUAACAGUAACACAUGACAGCGUUCAGAUGGUGGAUGAUUUAACAUCAGUGCAGCCUCACACACUCAGGGUUUCCUAUAAACCUGUUUUGGAUUGAAGAGUAUAAAUUACUAGCAAAUGGAGGUUUUACAGAGUUAAUGUUUUCAAUAGUGGGACAGUAUUGCCCUCCUCCCUCCAUUCAUUCAUGAAUUUUCAGUUUGCCAAAUGAGAGUUUGUUGAGUCUUGUUGUUAAAGGAUAAUUUUUUGUCUUUAAUUAGAAGAAAGGUCUUAACCCCAGAGCAAGAUGAGAUCUCUUUCAUCUGAAGUACCAUUUUUUUUCUGUUGUGUAAAAGAUUGAAGUGCUUUAAACAUGGAAGCCUCAUCAGGUACCAGGACAAAAUAUUUGAUCUGAGGUUAUUUCUGAUAUUAAAGUGCCUUAACUGUC